Messenger RNA from Contarinia nasturtii (swede midge), 2560 nucleotides. RefSeq names its product Y+L amino acid transporter 2 (gene gb). The record is from RefSeq and is a predicted model, not a curated record. Gene Ontology annotation, molecular function: L-amino acid transmembrane transporter activity. The transcript has 11 exons. The coding region runs from base 411 to 1904 and encodes 497 amino acids. Gene Ontology annotation, biological process: amino acid transmembrane transport. Gene Ontology annotation, cellular component: membrane. Lineage: Eukaryota; Metazoa; Arthropoda; Insecta; Diptera; Cecidomyiidae.
GCAAUAUAUGUGCAUGUAUUGAAAACAUGCCUCUCCUUUCAACUUUCCGCUUCUGUCGAAUUCUAUUCGUUUAUAUGAAUGGAAAUGUUGUUAGAUCGACCAGUAAAGAAUUGUUACCAAUGAACAAAAAAGUACUCAAACAAUCGGCGUUCAUAGUUUUCAAUUGAACGGUUCAUUUCAAAUAUUCCACUAGUAAACAAAUCCCAAAUUAAUUUAUCGACCGAAAAAAAGGGCGAAUAAUAAACAAUAAACGACUGUGAAUAUGUAAAACGUGUAUUAUGUUUGUGUAUUUUUUCUGUUGUUAUUAAAUAGAUAAAUUUGGUUGAAACACAAGCAUUCAAUUCCAUAAAAAAGUUUAGCUAGAGUUGAGGUUUUAUUCAGUGGUAUUCAAGUAUAUAAAGGUAUCAAAUAUGCCGUCGGCAAAUAAUGCACAAUCACCAACUGAAGCGCCGUUGGUGAGCCCAUCGAGUGAAGUGAUGCCAGGCGAGGCAAGCACAUCGGAUAAUGGCAAAGUUAAAAUGAAGAAACAAUUGGGCCUGGUCGAAGGAACCGCAAUCAUUCUUGGCAUCAUUUUUGGAUCAGGAAUUUUUGUGUCACCAAAGGGUGUUAUCAAAGAGGUGAAUGCCGUUGGUACAUCAUUGAUUAUAUGGGUGAUUUGUGGAUUUCUGUCAAUGAUUGGCGCCCUAUGUUACGCUGAAUUGGGUACAAUACUGCCGAUUUCUGGCGGCGAUUAUGCAUACAUCAAUGAGGCCUAUGGCGGUUUUCCCGCUUUUCUAUAUCUCUGGGAUGCUUUAUUCAUUUUUGUACCAACGACAAAUGCCAUCAUGGGAUUAACCUUUUCGAAUUAUGUGCUGCAGCCAUUCUUCAAUGAUUGCGUUGUUCCAGUUCAAGCAGCACAGCUUUUGGCAGCCGUUACUAUUUGUUUCUUAACAUUCAUCAAUUGCUAUGACGUAAAGUUCACAACAAAGCUUCAAAAUCUGUUUAUGUUCACCAAAAUUGCGGCACUUGUUAUUGUUAUAAUUGUCGGUGUGGUUUACAUGUCUUCGGGUCAUAUGGAAAAUUUUGAUAAACCAUUUGAAAAUACUGAAACGGAUCCUGGAAAAUUAUCGAUUGCAUUUUAUUCGGGCAUUUUCUCUUAUGCAGGCUGGAACUAUUUGAACUUUAUGACUGAGGAAUUGAGAGAGCCCCACAAAAAUCUACCUCGUGCCAUUUAUAUAUCAUUGCCAUUAGUGACGGCAAUUUAUGUUUUGGCGAAUAUGGCAUAUCUGGCAGUUUUAUCCGUGGAUGAAAUGAAUGCUUCGAAUGCAAUUGCUGUGACAUUUGGAAAUAAAGUGCUGACAUACGGUGCAUGGAUAAUUCCGAUCAUGGUAGCUAUUUCAGCAUUUGGCGGUCUUUGUGUGCAUAUUAUGGCAUCAUCUCGAAUGUGCUUUGUUGGUGCACGAAAUGGUCAUAUGCCUGCAUUACUUUCAUACAUCAAUAUACAAACAUUCACACCGGUGCCAUCACUUGUUUUUCUGUGUAUUUUGUCAUUAGUUAUGUUAAUUAUCAGCGACGUUCAUGUACUGAUAACGUACAGUAUGAUUGUGGAAUCGUUUUUCAUUAUGCUGUCAGUAUCGUCUGUUUUAUAUUUCCGCUACAAGCGACCAAAUAUGCAUCGACCAAUCAAGUUGCCGCUCAUUAUACCAAUCACAUUUUUCAUAAUCAGUGCAUUUUUGAUGGUUGUGCCAAUCUAUGUUGCACCAUACGAAGUCGGAAUGGGUGUUCUCAUUACAGUCGCUGGCAUACCUGUCUAUUAUUUCGGAGUUGUGUGGAAGAAUAAACCGCAAUUUCUUCAAAAUGCCAUUGGCAACGUAACCAUCUUUUGCCAAAAGUUCUUAUUAUCUGCUAAAGAAGAAUGUGAUUAAACGAUUUGAAUAGCCUUCACUGACAAACAGCACUGAUCGGCUUAUGCACGUGCAAACAACUUAUACUCAACCGGUUUGAAUAUUUCAAUUCCACUAAUGCAAAACAGUUAAAUCAAAUGAAAAAGACAAUAGAUCGAAUACGGUUUAGAAUCUCAGCAUCGAAUGAUGCUUAAAAUUUAUUAAGAUUCAUUUGUAUUUUCGUUUUACCAACUCACAUUAAGAAAUAAUCAUCAUUCGAUACCUUUAUGUAUGCAACAAGUGCAGGAACUAGAAUUCCCACCAUCACAUUUUUUUUUUAAAUUUAAAUUUGUUCAUUGUUUUUUAAUAAAAUAAAAUAACGGCUACGAAGUACAAGUAAUUGUAAAUUAAAAAAAAAAAAACAGAGAAAACAAAUAAGAAGAACGAAUUAUCAUAGAUCUAAGAAAUGCUUUAAUUAAGAGUUUACAGAAAAUUAUAAGUGUGUGUUUUUUAAAUGUUAAAAUGCAAAUUAUUAACAGCAUCAUCACUAUAUCUUUAUGUUUAUACAUAUUUUUCAAAAUAAAGUUGAGUUUAUUGAACAUUUACAUGCAUCACAAUUAAAUAAUGUGUCAAUUAAAAUAUUUAUGUCAGAGAAAAAAGAAGAUGAAAUAAAAACCAUUGAACAAGGACCGGUUCGC